Molecule: messenger RNA, 585 nt
Organism: Entrophospora sp. SA101
Lineage: Eukaryota; Fungi; Glomeromycota; Glomeromycetes; Entrophosporales; Entrophosporaceae
Source: the annotation of a GenBank genome assembly
AUGGAAAAUCAUAUUAUUGACGCAAAAAGAAUUUUUAUUCUUCAAUUAUUCAACAGUCUAAAAAAAAGAAUUACUCAACUAAAUUUACAACCGGGUCAAACUAUUAAUAUCUAUCUUUGCGGUCCGACCGUUUACGACCAUAUUCAUAUUGGCAAUUUACGACCAGUCAUUAUUUUUGAUGUUUUACAUCGUUUAUUAUUAGAACUGAAUAUUAAAGUUAACUAUAUCCAAAAUAUUACUGAUAUUGAUGACAAAAUAAUUGCCAAAGCCGAAAAAGAAGAAAAGAGUGAAAAAGAAAUUAGUGAUUACUACACCCAGGCCUACUUGGCUAAUUUAAUUGAUUACAAUAUUUUAUCUCCUACUCAUUUGCCAUCAGUAACUAAUUACAUUCCUCAAAUUCAAACUUUUAUCGCCUCCUUAGUCAAAAACUACUCAGCCUAUCGGCAAGCCGGAGAAGUAUUUUUUCGGGUGGAGGAAAAUUCCGAGUAUGGCAAACUCUCCGGGCAAAAUCUCAGCAAAUUAAAGGAAGGAACGCGAGAAAUUAUUCAGGCCGAUAAGGAAAGUAGCCGUGACUUUGUGCUGUGA